Paramacrobiotus metropolitanus is the source of this 3558-nucleotide messenger RNA. Its product is annotated as peroxisomal ATPase PEX6-like. The transcript has 11 exons. The record is from RefSeq and is a predicted model, not a curated record. Bases 659 to 2722 code for a protein of 687 amino acids. Gene Ontology annotation, biological process: protein import into peroxisome matrix. Gene Ontology annotation, cellular component: cytosol; peroxisomal membrane. Lineage: Eukaryota; Metazoa; Tardigrada; Eutardigrada; Parachela; Macrobiotidae. Gene Ontology annotation, molecular function: ATP binding; ATP hydrolysis activity.
UAGCAGCGUUGUAAUAAUAAGCACUAAAAAGUAAUUACUGCAUAAUUGCAUUGCGGUAAUCAAAAUCACGGUAAAAUAAUGAGAUCUAUCAUUUAUGUAUACUUCUAUUGGUACAGACUUAUAUAUGGCCAGAACUUUUUUCUUGCCAGAGCAGGUCCACUUCUUUUUGCAUUUAAAACACGAAGAGCUCGUGGUCAACUGAACUGCUGCUAGAGGAAGGUUGCCAUAUACUCUGGCCGAUUAACCCUACAGGCUAUUAGGCUAACGACAGUAAAAAACCAAAACAAAGCAAGGUUGCGCUCAAUGGCGCUCACAUGCCUCUGUCAAUAGAAAGUUUGCCAAGGUAGGAAACUUCUUCCUUGCUUUCGGAGUGGCGAACGUUCGUGUUGGUAAAGACAAUUGCUGAGCGGUCAAGAAAGUGUGGGCCCAGUUACGAUUAUGGGAGCAGAUGGAUUCCUGUUGGAGUUGUUGGAGUUAGAAAACCAUUUUCUUAUGAAUUCGCCGGACUGCGCAAGAAGGAUCAGUGGAACACCACGUUCGUUCAUGAAUCCAUCUUCGAAACCCUCGGUCUUCGAGGGCCCCACAUGGAGAUGGGGAUUUUGUGCAUUGCUUUGCAUGGGUUCGAGUGGAUAGUUGUUUGGCCACAGAAGAAAAGCGCAUGAUCGAGUUACGAGCAUUUAAGACUACUUUCAUGGAGCAACACGGUUCCAAGAUCGACGGUUCACAAACAUUGCGCGUGAGUCCGCUGGUAUGGUUCAACUGGAACGGCGCAAGCGCACACCGGCUCCACGAUACUGUCAGAGUAAAUGCCGUUGCGGAGCACGAACAACCGAAGCAUUUCCAAACCGCCCGAUUUUCCUGUGUGCGCUCUUCGGGCAAUCUGGACGGUGCGGAGCGCUGGUAUCCACAUUUAAAGUCGCUCUUUGAGACACCGAGAUUGUUAAAAAAAGGUGAUACCGUAUGUUGCAACGUAUCGCACUAUCUUCCGGUUAUGCAGCGUGGAUCCGACAUAAUUUAUUUCCGUCUUGUGGACACGGAGCCGGAGACCAUGGUACAUGGACUUGUUGAAGUGGAUAAAACUUUCUUGUUUAUCGUUGGCUUUAUGGGAUCGUAUGUUCCGCUGGCGAUGGAGCACUUCUACAGCGACCAUCCGCAAAAGCCGCUAAAGCACACUGUUGCAGAACUGGGGCUGGAGAAAGAUUUAACAACUCUGCUGGAAGUGUUAAGAACGUUUUCUUCAAAGAAUCUCAAAAAUCCUCCAACGGUUUCGGUCUUGUUAAGUGGCGAGCCGGCGUGCGGCAAACGCAUUUUAUGCUAUACUGCAGCUCUGCGUUUACACAUGCAGGUUUUUGAAAUCAACGUUGUUCGAGAUACUUUUGCCGACACGAUUGCGGCGACCGAGUCUCGGAUCCAGCAUAAAUUUGAAAAGGCGUCGCUCUGUGCGCCGUGUGUCAUACUCCUGUCUCAUUUGGAGUUUUUUCGAAAAAGUAAGCAUGAACCUCGUUUAUGGCAAGCCUUGCAUCGUGCAAUUAAGGAUGCUACGUGUGCCAAACGAGAUUAUCCGGUUAUUGUCAUUGGCACUUGCAUUGGACCCCCUAGUCAUGAGUUGGAAGAUUUGUUUUCUGUGAUUUUGGAAGUUAAGGGCCUGGUGACUUCCAGAGUGCCUUCUUUAAAUAGGUCACUCGCUGGCAGUUUGCAUAAUGCCGCCGCGGAACUGAAUUAUGACGGUUUGGUCAGUGCCUCACACCACUGGGACUUUGGUGAUGUUAUUUCCCUGUUAGAGUCGGCUGAAUUUCAGGCAUAUUCCCGCUGUGUAGAUCAGAGAAAUACCCAGGAACAAAGCAGAUCGUUGAAACAGGCUGAUUUUAUGAAUGGUUUGCAUGAACAAGAGGCGGCUUUUGGACAGCACUUUCAGUUGAAGACGCCGGUGACCACGUGGACCGAUAUUGGCGGCCUGGAAGACGCCAAGCUAGAAUUACUGCGGUUGAUUGAACUUCCGAUGCGGUGCCAGCAAAUCGUGGACAGUGGCCUGCAGAGAUUUGGUGUACUGUUAUGCGGACCCCCUGGAAACGGGAAAACCUUAUUGGCCAAAGCCGUGGCGAAUCAGUGCUCGUUGAAUUUCAUCAGUGUGAAAGGUCCUGAACUGAUCAACAUGUAUGUGGGGCAGAGCGAAGAAAAUAUUCGCACAACAUUUGAUCGUGCAAGAAAAACUGCUCCUAGUUUGAUCUUUUUUGAUGAGCUGGACAGUAUAGUUCCGGCACGGGGUCGAACAGGCGAUUCUGGCGGCGUGAUUGAUCGAGUGGUGUCUCAGAUGAUGACGGAAAUGGAUGGAUUGACUAGGCACACGCAAGUGUUCGUUUUGGGAGCUACAAAUCGUCCGGAUCUCAUCGAUCCAGCCUUGCUGCGGCCCGGAAGGUUUGACCGGAUUAUUCAGAUUGGUAACCCAACCACAUCAAAGCACCGUUUACAGAUUUUAAAGGCAAUAACUCGCAAAUGCAGUUUGGACAAAUCAGACCUUCUCGAGCAUGUGGAACGAAGGCUUGAGUCUGACAUCUCAGGUGCUGAUAUUUAUGCCGUUUGCGCAGAUGCCGCUUUGUUUGCGAUGCAGCGGUUGGUGUCUUCCGGGAUCACCGAUGCGGAACUGGUCAUUACGAAUGAUGAUUUUGAUAAGGCCAUCGAGCGGAGUCUUUGUACGCAAAAUGUAAACGUGACCAAAGGAUAGCCCUGAAUCGGCUCGUACUGUAGUACGAUACUGAAUCGGCUAGUUUCACUUGCUCAUCUUGUGCCCUGCAUUGAAGCAUUUGUGAUAAUCGUACUUCCUUGACAAUGAGAUUUGGAUGAGUAUGGUUUCAAAUUCGGGUUUUGUCUCUUCAUAGUUGUCUGUAUGUCUUCCGGUGCGUACAAGCCAAAGAUUGUCAGUUUAAAAGUAUUUUCUGUGCGAAAAUCUCGCAUAUUUCAGUGUUUACGUCCUUUGAUUGCUACUCGUACACAAACUGCAUUUCAAACUGACCAGUAUGUAAUGAACUACGAAGCGAAACCACAACAAGAGAAAUGCUCAGAAAUCACAACCGACCAAGUCAGAGUAGACCGCCAAACGAAGCAGCUGGAAGAGACUCGACGGUGAGACUGAUGGUGAGCAGUGCUUUAAUUCGAAUUUCCGAUUGGCCGUAAUAGCUGAAUCGAACUGAACCAUCAUAAGCAAGAAAAUGCCCUUCAAGACUGAAGUUAUGGAAAACGUCUCCGUUACCUCAGGUGUGCUGACUCUUUGAUGAAUGUUUUGGAAAUACUGAAUAUAUACUUACUCGAAUGAUUUUCGAUGGUUGUUUGCGUCUUAGCGAUAUAAAAUGUUGUAAAUUAAAAUCAAUAUGGAAGGAUGCUCCUGCUGUCUGGCCCAAAAGAUUUGGUAAGAUUUUUUGGGGUAGUUUCCUUGCUACGGUGAUGGAGUACUGUUAGAGGGGAAUAACCAGCUUCUUGUGUCAUUUCCAGCCUUAGGUGCAUUUUGGUCGUAUUAGUGGCAUUUGUGUGGAUUAAUUAACCGACAAAGCGCGGUAGAAAUUA